AUGAGCAAAUUAAGCGCCUUCUUUGAGAAGAAAAAGAAGAAAGUCACAAAAGUGGCUGCUCCUGCAGAGCUGACUCAGAUUGAGAAAGCCGAGGAGCCGAUAGCAGAAGACGGUGCAGAAUGGACGUUGGAGCUGCAGCAGGACGCUGGUGGAUGGGCAGCUGCCCCAGCGAGCCCAGCAGGAGGAGGAGCAGCUGAUAGCGCUGUGGGGCGGUCGCUGCGGGUCAGCGCCGUUGGUGCUUACGAAAUCGAAAGCAAGAAAGACAAGAGCUGGAGCACCAUGAAGCGUUUGGAAGAGGAGCAGCGCAGGGGUCUUCAGGAGCUGCGGGAGCAGGAGGCCCGGGAGUUCCUGCUGCAGCAGCAGCUGGAACAAGGGCUGGAGCCGCAGCAAGAUGCUGCUGCUGAUGUGCAGCAGUCUCAGGAGGAGGCACCGCCUCCAAAGCAAGAAGAAAACAAACUCUGGGUUUCUACUCGCGUGCUGCGAGCGCAGCAAGGAGGUGCGUCUCUCCGCAGGGCCCGGGGGACGCGCGUACCCUCAUUCGACGAAGACCCCGACUUGGCAACGGCAGUUCAGCUGAUUAGCAGCAAACCACAGCAGCAGCAAACCAAGAAGCAGCAGCAAACCCGCAAGAGCCCGUCAGAAUCCCAACCAGACAGCUCCUCUUCCCCGUCUAGCAAGUGCGAUGGCCAGCAGCAGGGGAGCAGCAGCAUCAGCGACUCGGAAGGUUCCGUUACAGGCCCUGCAGCAUUCACCUUCGAUGUGCAGCGCUUCGUCUCUUUCUCUGGCCUCUCAGGAGUAGGCUCUGCACUUGAUGCGGAGCUUGUGCGAAGCAAAUACGAAACCAGACCUCCCUGGACGGCGUUGGCAGCCACAGAGGCGUGA
Eimeria acervulina is the source of this 882-nucleotide messenger RNA. RefSeq lists its product as hypothetical. The record is from RefSeq and is a predicted model, not a curated record. The transcript is spliced from 2 exons. Lineage: Eukaryota; Apicomplexa; Conoidasida; Eucoccidiorida; Eimeriidae. Bases 1 to 882 code for a protein of 293 amino acids.